AUGCAUUACUCCGCCACUCUACUCAGCACCAUCGCGGCCAUUUGUGCAACUGCCAAUGGCGCACUCACCACCGUCACCAACUUUGGAUCCAACCCCACAAAUCUUCAAAUGAACAUUUGGGUUCCCUCCACUUUGGCCACGAAUCCUGCAAUCAUUCUUGCCUUGCACCCAUGCGGAGGCAGCGGCCAAGGCUACGCCCAGAGCACACAAUAUACCAGACUAGCAGAUCAAAAGGGAUUCAUCGUAAUCUUUCCUUCGACUAGAAAUGAUAACAACUGCUGGGGAGUCAAUACCGCGGCCGACCUUUCUCAUGGCCAAAACGGCGACAACGCUGGCCUGAACAACAUGAUCCAAUACACGAUCAAAACGUAUUCAGCCGACGCCAACAAGGUCUUCGUCACCGGUAGCAGCUCUGGAUGCAUGAUGACCAACGUCAUGAUGGCCACCUACCCUGAUGUAGUCAAGGCCGGAUCCUGCUACUCUGGUGUGGCGGCUGGCUGUCUCGCCGGAAGCCCUGGUGCCAGCCCUGGCACUGCUGACCCUCGCUGCGCAAACGGCCAGAUUCAAAAGUCACAAGCCGACUGGGUUGCCCAAGCUAAGGCCAUGUAUCCAUCGUGGAAUGGUCCCUACCCCCGCAUGAUGACUUGGCACGGAACUGCGGACAAUGUGGUUAGAUACGCCAACCUGGCUGAGCAGCUGAAGCAGUGGAGCGGCCUGCUUGGCGUGUCAUUCUCAAACAACGUCACAAACUCCCCACAAUCAGGUUACACAAAGAUGGUCUGUGGUGACGGCACCAAGCUUGUUGGAUACAGUGCGGUGAACGUAGGUCACACUGUGCCCGUGCAUGCGGACGAGGAUCUCAAGUGGUUUGGACUUUAA
Messenger RNA from Exserohilum turcica Et28A, 879 nucleotides. Its product is annotated as carbohydrate esterase family 1 protein. The coding region runs from base 1 to 879 and encodes 292 amino acids. The transcript is spliced from 2 exons. Gene Ontology annotation, cellular component: extracellular region. Gene Ontology annotation, molecular function: hydrolase activity. The record is from RefSeq and is a predicted model, not a curated record. Lineage: Eukaryota; Fungi; Ascomycota; Dothideomycetes; Pleosporales; Pleosporaceae.